GCAGUCCCAGGGGAGGGAGUCAGAGCUAGAACGCCAAUUACAAACCACAGGCUUCCUGCUCUAGGAGCUGAUCCAGAAUUGUCUUUCUGAAAGGGAAGCACUCGAAUCCUUUCGAACUUUCCAAGUCCAUCCAUGAUUCAGAGAUACUGCCUUCUCUCACUGGGAUUUUCUGUGUUUGUGGUAGUGAAUUGUUGCUGAUGUAUUGCUGCAUUGCUUCUUUUCUCUUUCAAGAUUUGACCACUUAAUAUGCUGUUCGAAAAGGAAAAGAACUUUUGUUAGAAAUAUUUCAGAAAUGAUGUUGGAUCUUCUGUAAAUGUUUUUAGAGUUCUUGGGGACAGUAGCUCUCAUCCUGGAAUAAGUUUUCUUGACCUGCAUGGAUUAUUUUUUCAGGCUGCGGAAUUUCUCGGCACCUACCUGUAGUGUGGGACACUUGGUUUGGUUGCAGAGCCUGAAGGUGGAAGAAUGAGCUGUACUUGCUUAAGCAGUUCUAACCCUUUCUGAGCAGGAUCUAUAAAAGCAUAAGUGAAUGUGUUUCACCCCCGUGGAUUCCAGUGGGCCCAACAGCGCAACAGGUUUGCAGAUUUCUUUUGGAAUUAUUUUUUUUUUCCUUCUGCUUUAGCAAAAGAGUAGAAUAUAACAGGUUCAUGUUCAGUUGCUUGGCUUUUUCGCACUGAUUCUGAAGACUAUAUAAGAUCUUUUAAACUUCACCUCCAAAUGCAGUGGGCUUUAUGGGUAAAGUACAUUUAUAUUCACUUAAGGGUGCUCAUUUUAAAAUCUUAUUCUGUGUUUAUACGAAAACCCAGCAUUCUCAUAUGUGCCUACAAAUAGCACAGAACUACUCUACUUGGGCUUAAUUGUAGUUUUUUAGGGUGUUCUACUUAGAGCCUAUGACUAAUCAUGUCCCCACUCCCCCGAUCUUUUAUUCUCCACCCCCCCUCAUGGAAUUUGAAAACGUAUUGGGAAUAGUUCUUUGUUUUUCUAAUGAAACUAAAAAAUUACAGUUUAUAUCUGGAUAUUAGUUUCCAAAAGCAUCUCAUGGGAAAUAAGUGCUUGAUAUUCUCAAGCUAGAGAAUAAAAUCUGGAAUCCCUAAGAGAGAAAGGAAAUUGGUGAUAGAAAUAUGAAUUUUAACUAGGAAAAAUAACUGGAACACUAAUCUUUUCAAAUAUUCUAAUUUUGAAAAUUGGAAAAGGUUGUGAUGUGCAGGAUUAUCCUAUAAUAUAUGAAGAUACUAGUACCUACUUAAUAGGCAACUUUUGGUAGAACACAUAAACUUAUAGUAUGUCCAAGUUCAUGAAAAGUGUAUAAGUUUAGUGGAUCUAGAAUUUUGGACUACACUGAGAAACAAUUUAUUUCUGAUACGUGCUAUAGCAUCCCUCAAGGUGUGGUAUGAAAUUUUUAAAAAUUAUUCCUUCUCUUCUAUUAAAAAAGUUCCUUGUGGUCUUUAAUCAUUUACAAUUGACCAAUUUUGUGGCUUAAAAGGUCGGUGUCUUCAUUUUCUGAGCUGGAGUUACUCAUUCUCAUCUUUGAUGCAUGGCCUUAGCUGUUUACUUUGCCUUGUUUUGUUCAUCAACAUUGGGUUUAGUGCCUCGGCAACUUGAUGCAUAUGGAACCAAUACCAAGUGACUUGACAUAAGAAAAAUUCACGAUGUGACAUUCAAUCUCAAGUGAAGCUGGAAAUUCCGAAGAGAAGUGGUGUUCUUGUUAGUCAGAGCAAAGAUGGGAGAAAACAACAUACCUGCAGCAGAAGUGGGCUAAAAACACCCUCUUCUCUGCCCAAUCAGGAAUGCCACCUGUUCUUGGGAAUAAACUUUAGAGAAAAGAAGGGCCAAAACUAUGACUUGGCUUUCUGAAACUGAAGCAUGAAUUCUCUUUUCCUCCAUUUGUCUGGAUCUGAGACCUGCAUUUGGUAUUAGCUAGCGGAAGCAGUAUGUAUGCCCAAAGUGCAUUGCUGCAGCUGGUAGCAUGAGUGGUGGCCACCAGCUGCAGCUGGCUGCCCUCUGGCCCUGGCUGCUGAUGGCUACCCUGCAGGCAGGCUUUGGACGCACAGGACUCGUAUUGGCAGCAGCGGUGGAGUCUGAAAGAUCAGCAGAGCAGAAAGCUAUUAUCAGAGUGAUCCCGUUGAAAAUGGACCCCACAGGAAAACUGAAUCUCACUUUGGAGGGUGUGUUUGCUGGUGUUGCUGAAAUAACCCCAGCAGAAGGAAAAUUAAUGCAGUCGCAUCCCCUGUACCUGUGCAAUGCCAGUGACGACGACAAUCUGGAGCCUGGAUUCAUCAGUAUUGUUAAGCUGGAGAGUCCCCGACGGGCCCCUCGCCCCUGCCUGUCCCUGGCCAGCAAGGCCCGGAUGGCUGGUGAGAGAGGAGCCAGUGCCGUCCUCUUUGACAUCACUGAGGACCGAGCUGCCGCUGAGCAGCUGCAGCAGCCCCUGGGGCUGACGUGGCCAGUGGUGCUAAUCUGGGGUAAUGAUGCUGAGAAGCUGAUGGAGUUCGUGUACAAGAACCGGAAGGCCCACGUGAGGAUCGAGCUGAAGGAGCCCCCAGCCUGGCCAGACUACGAUGUAUGGAUCCUCCUGACGGUGGUGGGCACCAUCUUUGUGAUCAUCCUGGCUUCGGUGCUUCGUAUCCGGUGCCGCCCCCACCGCAGCAGGCCUGACCCCCUGCAGCAGCGAACAGCCUGGGCCAUCAGCCAGCUGGCCACCAGGAGGUACCAGGCCAGCUGCAGGAGCGCUCGGGCUGAGCGGCCGGACUCAGGUAGCAGCUGCAGCUCAGCCCCUGUGUGUGCCAUCUGCCUGGAGGAAUUCUCUGAGGGGCAGGAGCUGCGGGUCAUUUCUUGCCUCCAUGAAUUCCAUCGAACCUGCGUGGACCCUUGGCUACAUCAGCAUCGGACUUGUCCACUCUGCAUGUUCAACAUCGUAGAAGGAGAUUCAUUUCCUCACUCCCUGGGACCCUCUAGAUCUUACCAAGAACCGGGCAGGAGACUCCACCUCAUUCGCCAGCAUCCAGGCCAUGCCCACUACCACCUCCCUGCUGCCUACCUGCUGGGCCCUUCUCGGAAUUCAGGAGCUCGGCCCCCACGACCUAGACCUUUCCUACCAUCCCAGGAGCCAAGCAUGGGCCCACAACACCAACGCCUCCCCAGAGCUGGUGCUGCACAUCUCCGGGCUUCAGGGGAGCAGCAGCACCUGCCAGUGGCCCAGCACCCCUACGCACAGGCCUGGGGGCUGAGCCGCCUCCGAUGCACCUCUCAGCAACCCACAGCUUGCCCGGUGCCUGUGCGCCGGGCCAGGCCUCAUGACAGCAGCGGGUCUGGAGAAAGCUACUGCACAGAACGCAGUGGCUACUUGGCAGACGGUCCGGCCAGUGAUUCCAGCUCUGGGCCCUGCCAUGGUUCUUCCAGUGACUCAGUGGUCAACUGCACGGACGUCAGCCUGCAGGGCAUCCAUGGCAGCAGUUCUACCUUCCGCAGCUCCCUGAGUAGUGACUUUGACCCCUUGGUGUACUGCAGCCCUGAAGGGGAUCUUCACCGGGAAGGGACACAACCUAGUAUGACCUCUCGACCCCGUUCCUUGGACUCAGUGGUGCCCACAGGGGAAACCCAGGUUUCUAGCCACGUCCACUACCACCGGCACCGGCACCACCACUACAAAAAGCGGUUCCAGUGGCAUGGCAGGAAGCCUGGCUCAGAACCUGGGGUCUCCCAGUCCAGGCCUGCUGCUUCUCGGACACAGCCCCAGCCGGAGCCACCUUUUCCCAAUCAGCAAGCCCCCAAAUCUAGCCCAGCAGCCCCUUUGGGGCAGUUCCCCAAUCCACAACGGUCCAGGGCCCUCGCAGAGCCAGGCCCUGGGCGAGCAGAAGCUGCCAGUCCAAGCCCCAGUCACUUGCAGAAAUCCAGCCUCCCCAUCCGACACACACAGAGAAAGCGGCGGGGUGGUCCGUCAGAGCCCACGCCAGCCUGUCGGCCCCAGGACUUGACUGUGCGCCCAGCUUGCCAGAUGUUCCCCCAUCACAGCCCCAGCCUGGCAUACCCUUGGCCCCCAGAGGCCCACCCAUUGAUCUUCAGACCUCCAGGCCUGGAGAGGAGGCUGCUCCCGGAAGCCCCAGGCCCUUGUUACUCAAGUUCACAGCCAGUGUGGCUGUGUCUGACUCCACGCCAGUCUCUGGGACCACAUCCACCAGGGGAGAGGCCUUCUGGGUGGAGUUCUGAUACCCCAGAGGGCAGGCCAUGCCCUUACCCACACUGUCAGGUGCUGCCAGCCCAGCCUGGCUCGGAGGAGGAGCUGGAGGAGCUGUGUGAACAGGCUGUGUGAGACGCUCAGGCCUACCUCUGACAAGAGCGCUCCAGAUGACUCAGGGUGCUGCCAGGCACAGAGUCCUGCUCCUGGAGAAGAAAGGAUCUCAGCAAACACCUUGCUUUUUGCCGUUCUUCCUGGAACCACCGGAAGAAGAGUGGCGAUGGUGGGUGGCAGGAGGAGCUGUUUCCUGUCCUGGCUCCAGAUGUCUGCAGAACACAUACCUGCAGCGAGUCUGUGUCUCACCAGGCAUCAGCUUCUGCCUGUGUGCAUCUGUGAGCUGUAUCCCUGAAGGCGUUUUGAGGGCAAGAAGCUAGGUGUGUGUGGCUAGGUGUUACAAAGGUGCUGCUCCUUGCCCCUGCCCUUCCAGGUCUCCUUCACCCCAGACCUCAUAAUCACACCAGCUUGUGGGUUCAGCCAAAUGCAGGAUCUCUUCUUACCUCUUUCCUCUGGUGAGCUCUGCACACCAGCUCUGGCUCUUCCGUGGUAUGGCUGCAUCAGGGACAAACCUGGCUUGAUAUUACCAUUUUCCUUCUUUAUAAAAGAACCGAGACGCUAGGUGAGCCCUGACCCUAGUAAGGGGGUUCUCUGCAGGCAGUGUCUGCCCUGGUACACAAAGGAGGAUGUUUCCCCCCUCUUGUCCUUUAAUUGUUCUUAAAUGUGGGAUCCACAGCUUAAGCCAGAGUUGGAAGUCAGGGCAUAGAGUUUUGUCCCUGAGGUGGGGGCAGCACCUUGACGAAGCUGGGGUGACACCUUUGAUCUUUCAUCUCCCUCUGUCACUCCUGUCACACCAGUUCCUCUGGGGAUGGGAAGUAGAGGUAGUGGGGAGGGAAUAACUUCCAUGGAGAUCUCCUGUGUCUAAGUCCAAAGUAGGUAAAAAGGAGAGAAUUUCUUCUGGACCUCAUCUGGGAAGAAAGAAGAUGGAAUGAAAGUGGAAAAGGCAAAAUUACAACCGAGCAAGGACAAUGAAGUUCUUCUCUGAGAGAAGUUUUGUCUCAGAGCAGGGAUGGGGAGCAGGGGAGAACAAAGGAGAAACAAAGUGUGACCCUUUGGGUUUUGCCCAGCUCCCCACUAUAAGCCAUAUAGGCCGGGGUCUACAGGUGUGCACACGGAAUGGAACUGGAGCAGAAGUUGGCCUGGGCAGCUUGUGUGAACGUAGGGACCUCUUUAGGGUGACAUUCACCCUGGGGGCAUCCUGACCCUUGCUAGCCCCUCAGGCGUUAUUCUUUGCCUGGAAUGUGAAUGUUGGGGGCAAGGUGGGCAUAAGAUCCUAUUCGGGAACCUUUUUCCCUCAAAAUCAUUGGGGAUACUAGCACCCAGGUACCCACGUGGGUAUUUAUAUCUGAACCAGACAGAAAGAGGCUUGAAUCAGGCACUAUGUUGAAAAAUGUAUUUAUUUGCUAAUAUAUUUAUCCAUAAAUGUGGUCUGGUCUUGUUUUCUUUUUGUCAUGGCUGUCACUCAGGGUAACAACUUCCUUCUCCAUCGAGAGAAAUAAAUUAUUUCUGACAUCA
Messenger RNA from Chinchilla lanigera (long-tailed chinchilla), 5800 nucleotides. RefSeq names its product ring finger protein 43 (gene Rnf43). Lineage: Eukaryota; Metazoa; Chordata; Mammalia; Rodentia; Chinchillidae. Gene Ontology annotation, biological process: Wnt receptor catabolic process; ubiquitin-dependent protein catabolic process. Gene Ontology annotation, molecular function: ubiquitin protein ligase activity; frizzled binding. The coding region runs from base 1964 to 4306 and encodes 780 amino acids. The transcript has 9 exons. The record is from RefSeq and is a predicted model, not a curated record.